GACGGAUAUAGCACGGUGGUUAUUUGAUAACAUACCAGCUGAACGCGAAUCGUCAUGGCAGGUUGAUUCAGCUGCUGCAACGCUCACGUUCAGUCCUUUCACGACUAAACAAGGGCUGCUUGAUCUCGGUGACCGUAUCGGUAUUUCGACGUUCCUGGUAAUCGCAUCUUCUUUGUAAGUGGACUCAGUUAACAGCUUUAUAUCAUUGAAUGGUUUUUGAGGCACGCACAAAACUGAUCUAAUGGUAUAAUAGGGAGACGUUUUUCCGGCAGCUCGACAUACUCGACAACUGCAUGACCGGUAUUGACUCUGAUAAACUAUGGUGGCGACGGCUCGUCUUGAUCGUCGAUCAGGCCACGUCCAGUGAAAUGAUGCAGCAGCGCGAAAAAGUAUUACAUGACCAACUGCCCCAGAUUCUGGAACGUUAUGGAAUGACACAUACGCCAGCGGUGAUGUUUGUCAGCUCUUCGGGAAAACAGUAUGCCGAAUACACUUUGCAAUGCAAACAAGUGCUACGGCAAUUGAUCGAUUCAAAUCAUCGACUGGGGCGCUGGCGUCCUGACGAAGAUGAAGACGAUUUCUUGGAUGCUGCUGUCAUUCAUUUAACCCCACAAGGCAAAAUGCCUGUUCGAUCUAUGACGCGAUACAACAAAUAAUCGCUCUCUUCUUUUAUAUAACAUAUAUCCAACGCUACUUAUCAUACUACUAUUUUAUCUUCUCCACCAUUAUUACCAUCCUUUAUUCCCCUUCUAUAAUCACAUGUAUCAGCAGCACCUUCUUCUUUCUUAUCUUGUUCGCAUUACCAUUCUUAACCCCUUCAACAAGCAUGUCAUCCCACUGCCACUUUGACCUACUCACCCGUAACACGUAACAUGUACAACACGCAUACCCGCAUGCACAAUAUAUACUCAGUUAACACUCUUGUAAGAAAACGAGAACCGACAACAUGAUGCUACUAUCAGUAAAGAGCAAUGCAAAAGAAGAUAUACCAUUUGAGC
This is a messenger RNA of Zychaea mexicana, 998 nucleotides long. RefSeq lists its product as uncharacterized. Bases 294 to 656 code for a protein of 120 amino acids. The transcript has a single exon. The record is from RefSeq and is a predicted model, not a curated record. Lineage: Eukaryota; Fungi; Mucoromycota; Mucoromycetes; Mucorales; Lichtheimiaceae.